Messenger RNA from Anopheles maculipalpis, 1669 nucleotides. It is a transcript of the gene NaPi-T, whose product is annotated as sialin. The transcript has 4 exons. The coding region runs from base 11 to 1669 and encodes 552 amino acids. The record is from RefSeq and is a predicted model, not a curated record. Gene Ontology annotation, molecular function: transmembrane transporter activity. Lineage: Eukaryota; Metazoa; Arthropoda; Insecta; Diptera; Culicidae. Gene Ontology annotation, cellular component: plasma membrane. Gene Ontology annotation, biological process: transmembrane transport; monoatomic anion transport.
ACUGAAAGCAAUGGCCAAAGAAGAAGGCAUCAGUACCAGAUCCACCCUGUGGUAUCUAGUGUUUGUGGGCUUUGCCGUGAACUACAUGAUCCGCAUCAACACCAACAUCACGAUCGUGGCGAUGAUCAAACAAUCGGACACAGAGUUUGUCGGUGAGGUGAAGGUAGACUACGCCUGCUACGUUCCAGCGGGCAACAGCACCGGCCUGACCGAGUUGACAACGGUGGGCCAAGAAUCGCGCAGCUUACUACGAUCGCGCGAAGGUCGUAUCAUUUCACCGGAACAGUUGCUGCUCUCAUUCUUCAACCUAGACCCACAGAAGGAAGGUUUCGAAUGGAACGACUAUCAGCAGGGUUUGAUUCUCGGGGCAUUCUACUGGCUGCACUGGAUCACGCAAAUACCGGGAGGAAUUCUGGCCCGACGGUAUGGUACGAAGUUGGUGUUUGGGGCGAGUAAUGUGAUCGGAUGCUGGAUGUGUUUCCUGAUGCCGAUCGCUUCCUAUUGGGACUUUCGGGUGUUGGUUGUCCUGCGUGUCCUGCAAGGACUCAUAUGCGGUCUCGCUUGGCCAGCGAUGCAUCAUAUGGCGGGCCAAUGGAUACCACCGAACGAACGCAGCAAGUUCGUGACGGCCUACCUAGGCAGCUCGGUCGGAGUCGCACUCAACUUCCCACUCUUCGGGUACAUCAUCUCGUGGACAUCCUGGGAGUAUGUGUAUCACUUCUGCGGCAUCUUCGGUACCGUGUGGUACGCAGCGUGGCUGUACUUCGUAUACGACUCCCCGGCCGAACAUCCUCGCAUCCAUCCGAACGAACGGAAGUACAUCGAAAGUUCGCUCGGCAUCACGGAACAGUCGGCCGGACGUCGGGAACUGCAGGACGAACAGCGUACCCCCUGGAAGCGCAUCAUCCUCUCCAAGGCGAUGUGGAUGACGGUGAUCGCCCAGUGGGGCGGCAUCUGGGGACUGUUUACGCUCAUGACACAAGCCCCAACGUACUUCAACAAUGUGCACGGUUGGAACAUCGAGAUGACCGGGUUGCUUUCGGGCAUUCCGCACCUUUGUCGCAUGCUGUUUGCGUACGCAUUCUCCAUCGUAGGUGAUCAUCUGCUAAAGCACGAGCUAAUGUCCCGGACCGGUGUGCGCAAGAUGGGCGGAACACUGUGCUGCGUGGUGAACGGCAUAUUCGUGUUCGUGCUCGCUUACAGUGGCUGUAACUCGCUAAUGGCUACCAUCUUCCUUACGCUUGCAACGACCGUCCAUGGGGCGGUUUCCACCGGUCCACUGGCAAACCUUGUCGACAUGAGCCCUCGGUAUGCAGGGAUUUUGCUUGGGUUUAGCGGUAUGAUCACCGUAGUGCCCGGAUUCGUAUCGCCCAUCAUUGUUGGAAUGCUUGGAAAUCACACCGUGGAACAGUGGAGGAUCAUUUUUCUCAUCACUUCCGGCACACUGAUUAUCUGCGGUCUGCUCUACAUGGCUUUUGCCGACUCGACGCAACAGCCGUGGAACUCUUGUGACGGUUUAUCCAGCACGUCCGGUAGCAUUCAGGAAGAUGAACUGAAAGGACUUAAGACAUCCGAUCGGGAGGCGUAUAUAAAUGAAUCCAAAGAAGAAAAGCUGCAAAUAGAUCCCAAAGUGGACGAUACCGAUGUCGUACGUUUAAGCUCAGUAUAG